GCUUCGGAUCCACUGAACUUAUCUCGAGAGCACGUCCUAACCUGGAAACUCAUUCAGUCGCCUAAAGUCAAGAAGGUAUUCGUGGCGCCAGGAAAUGGAGGCAUUCAAACGUUAGGUCCAAAAGUGGAGACAAUCGAUUUGGAUAUAAAGAAUGUGGAGAAAGUGGUUGAUUGGUGUACUAAGAAUAGCCCACAACUGGUUGUCGUGGGUCCUGAAGACCCCCUCGAUAGGGGUGUUGCCGACCAGUUGAGUGAACGAGGAAUUCGAUGCUUUGGUCCCAAGAGAGAGGCCGCACAGAUUGAAAGCAAUAAAUCAUUUGCCAAAGACUUUAUGAAAACUCAUGGCAUUCCGACGGCUCGCUAUCAGAACUUCAAAGAUGCAAAUGAAGCCAAAAAUUUUGUGAGAAAUGCUUCGUUCAAUGCAUUAGUAGUAAAGGCCAGUGGAUUAGCCGCUGGAAAGGGCGUUAUAGUGGCCGCCAAUAAGGACGAGGCGUGUAAUGCCAUCGACUCUAUUUUGGUGAACAAAAACUUUGGAAGCGCUGGAGAUAUGAUUGUUGUGGAAGAGCUGCUCGAAGGAGAUGAAGCCUCAGUGUUUGCAUUCACUGAUGGAAUUGACUUCAAGACAUUACUUCCAUCACAAGAUCACAAGAGAGCUUUUGAGAACGAUAGGGGACCCAACACUGGAGGAAUGGGUGCUUAUUGUCCCUAUCCUUUCCUCGACACAAAAGCAGUAGAAGUCAUUGAAAGAGACAUUUUGGGCAAAACUAUUAAUGGCUUAAGAAAGGAAGGAAAACCAUUUGUUGGUCUCUUAUAUGCGGGUCUUAUGAUCACAAAAGACGGACCAAAAGUUAUUGAAUUUAAUUGUCGUUUUGGAGACCCAGAGACACAAUCAGUUAUUCCACUUCUAGACUCAGAUUUAUAUGAAGUACUCUUUGCAUGCACUCAACAAAAUUUAAAAUCCAUUGAACUUAAAUGGAAAAACAAGAGUGCAUGCGGUGUAGUGGUGGCCAGUAAGGGAUAUCCUGACACUCCGGUCAAAGGGCAACUAAUUGAAGGCAUUGACGAGGCUGUUAAACAGGGUUUACUUGUCUUUCAUGGUAGCACUCAAUACAAAGACAAUAAGUAUUAUAACUCUGGCGGAAGAAUCUUAACAGUGGUUGCAGUGGACGAUGUAUUGGAAGGAGCCGUCAAGAAAGCUAUUAAUGGGGCCAACCUCAUCAAAAUUGACCAGAGCUUUUUUAGAAAAGAUAUUGCCCAUAAAGCUUUAACAAGAUUACCGAAAUCAUUAGAUUAUAAGUCAAGUGGUGUCGACAUAAUUGCUGGCGAAGAGUUGGUCAAUAAGAUUAAGAGGUUUACAAAUCAAACCAAUAGAAGCGGAGUUAUCGAUCAAAUCGGAGGAUUCGGUGCUUUGUUUGAUUUGAAAGGCGCCGGUUAUAAGGACCCCAUUCUCGUGUCGGGUACUGACGGUGUGGGCACUAAACUCAGAGUGGCUCUUGAAUAUGGAAAAGUAGAUACUGUGGGAAUAGAUUUGGUGGCCAUGUGUGUCAAUGAUAUCCUGGUCCAGGGUGCAGAACCAUUAUAUUUCUUAGACUAUUUCGCGUGCAGCGGAGAAACAGCGGAGAUGCCGGGGAUGUAUGCCGAGGAUGACUUUGAUUUGGCUGGUUUUGCUGUGGGAGCUGUCGAAAGACAGUCUCUUUUGCCACGAUUGCAAGACAUAGAGGUUAACGAUGUAGUCAUUGGCGUCCCGUCGAGUGGUGUUCACAGCAAUGGUUUCAGUCUUAUUCGCAAAUUAAUUUCAAUAAAACAAGUCAAAUACACGGAUGUGACACCUUUUGAUCGGUCGACCACUUUUGGAGAUGUGUUACUAAAGCCCACAAAACUCUAUGUCAAGUCAUUAUUACCGGCAAUCAAAUCUGGAAAAAUCAAAGCUUUGUCACAUAUCACCGGCGGUGGUCUAAUUGAAAACAUUCCCCGAACUUUGCCCAAACAUUUGGCUGUAGUAUUGGAUGCAUCCAAAUGGGAAGUGCAGGAUAUCUACAAAUGGAUUAAAGCUGAAGGAAAUAUUGCUGACAGAGAAAUGCUGAAGACGUUUAACUGUGGUUUAGGAAUGAUCUGUAUUGUCAGUCAAACAAACGCUCAAUCAGUUGUUGAUAUGAUUAAAGCGAAUGGAGAGAAGGCUUAUAUUGUGGGAAAUGUUAUACAACGGAAAGAUGAGGGCGUAAUUGUAAAUAACUUUCCGGUCACUCCGAGAGCACAGUUACCUCAUUUGAAAAAGAAAAGAGUAGCCGUCUUAUUGUCAGGGUCGGGCACUAACUUUCAAGCAAUUGUUGAUUAUGUGUCACAAAAUGCAAGCAAUACUGCCAUCGAUUUAGCAUUAGUUAUAUCGGAUAAGAAGGAAGCCGAAGGGGUUGCCAGAGCACAGAGGGCUGGCAUCACAACCAAGAUUUUGAUUAAGAAAAAAGUUGAGUCCCGAGAAGAAUAUGACGAGAGGAUCCAAAAAAGCCUUUCUGAACACUCAAUAGAUUUGGUUUGUUUGGCCGGUUAUAUGAAGAUAAUGACCGAUGCUUUUGUCAAUUCAUGGACGGGAAGGAUGAUUAACAUUCACCCAUCAAUAUUGCCGCUAUUCAAAGGUAUGAAUGCCUAUCAACAGGCAUUGGACGCCAGGGUCAAAAUAACGGGCUGUACCGUGCAUUUCGUGACACCUGAGAUGGAUGCCGGCCCUAUCAUAGCACAGACUUCUGUUGACAUCCAUGUGAACGAUACGGUGGACACUCUCAUGGAAAGAGGCAAACGGGUUGAACACCAAACAUAUCCCAAAGCUCUAGAACUUGUGGCUCAAGAGAAGAUUGACACCCCAUCCCGAACGGGUCCCAUGAAUCGCAAAAUCAAAGGCAAUAACUGUUUUGAUUGGGCACUAAGUGUGCCAAAUGUCGAUCAAAUCAAUGUGAGUCACCUGAACCGGGUGUACAAGUUGGACACGAAUGUGUGCAAGGCCAAAAACAAUAAGAAUUGUGUGCAAAACAUCCGAUGUCUCAAUGGUUUGGGUGAGAAGUCAUGGCUGAGUCCAUCGGACAACACAUCCAAUGCCAUCAAUGACUCGGAAUUGGGCCUAAGAGUGGACGGCACGUUCGUCGGCCUCAAGAACUUAGGCGCCACUUGUUAUGUCAAUUGUCUGCUUCAGGUGUGGUUUCAUAACCCUAUCUUCCGAUCGAUGGUAUAUCAGUGGAAACCAGAAGAAGAUCCCGAAGAGAUCGAAGUGCACACAAACAAUGCAUUGAAUUCUCUGAAUGAAGAGUUUGUUCCCAAGACAUGUAUCGGCAAAUUGCAGCUAAUCUUUGCUUUAAUGCAAUUCGGAAUCAGAAGUUCAGUGGAUCCGAAGCCUAUCAUAAAAUGUCUUGAAUUGGAUGAGAACCGACAACAGGACGCACACGAGUUCUCUAAUCUAUUCUUCUCUCUCAUUGAGAAGAAGUUACAGUUCCAGAAGAAUGCCAACGUCCAGAAAGUGAUACAAAGCCAAUACUGCGGCAAAUUUGCUUACAUUACCAGAUGUCAGACGUGUGAAGACAUGUCUUCAAGGGAAUCGCAAUUCUAUGAAUUGGAUCUUAACAUAAAGGGCUGUAAAGAUAUUUACGAGAGUUUAGCCGAUUAUCUAAAGGUUGAAUACCUGAUGGGAUCGAAUCAAUACUAUUGCGGCAGUUGUGGACAGAAACGAGACGCCGCCAGAUAUAUACAGCUCAGGAAAUUACCGCCCGUUUUGAACAUUCAAUUGUUGCGUUUUGUGUUUGAUCCGCACAUAAAAAAGCUCAACUCUGUUAUCAGAUUUCCCGACACUCUUGAUGUCAAGCCGUAUAUUCCAUGUGAAUCUUUGGACCCAAAGGAGACGACAUAUCAUUUGAGUGCAGUUCUCAUACAUCGCGGGCCGAGCGCUCAUUCCGGCCAUUAUAUCGCUCACAUCAAAGACCAAAGCACUGGCUUUUGGUUUAAGUUUAACGAUGAAAAAGUCGAGGAAAUUGAGGGCAAGAAAUUGAAACUCGAUUCGGACGAAGUGAGUGACGAAAACUGUGACACAAAUGGCACUUCUUUGCCAAAGAAUGACAGAAAAGGUUUACACCAAUCAAACAACGCUUAUAUGUUGGUCUACAAGAAUGAGAUGCAAUCGGACAACAACUCCAACGACUGGGGUUUACCUCAAUAUCUCAUGGAUUUCAUUCAGAAAGACAACCAAUCGUUUGAAGAAUCCAUUGCAGAGCAGAGAAAAUUAAAAGAAGAGGAAAUGUGUUGUUAUAUUAAACGCAAAACAGAAAUCGCAAACAUUUACGGACAGCUGACCUCUAACCCCGACACACCGCAUGAGUUUGUUUCGAAAAAAUGGUUAACCCAUUGGUUGAGUGCUAAGCCAUUAGAGAAAAUUAAUGCCGUUGACAACGAGCACUUGUUAUGCACGCACUCUAAACUCAAUUUCAAGUGUCUGUCUUCAAUCAAAUGUAUUUCCAAAUCAGGCGCCGAUCUCUUGUAUGACAGAUAUGGCGGCGGACCCAGACUUGGGACCGAUUCGUUGUGCACGGAGUGUGUGGCCAAAGAAGUGGAGUUUAUUAAGACGAAGACCAAGAUUGAAGAGGACAUGAAAAUCAUUGCAUCACAACUCAAAUUCACAAUCAGUUCAGAAGAGGAGUCCUUUUGGGUCGGAAAAGAAUCUCUUAAGUCUUGGAAACAAAUCAAACUCAAGUCCUUCGAAUACAAUGGCUUUGAUAAAAGCGAAAAUUCGGACGAUUCUGUUGAAGUGAUUGAGAACAACGACACGGACACUGAAAUCUCGUGUCUCAAUGAAGACAUCAUUUGCACUCACGGACAACUGACAGCUGAUGAAAGUAAGCGAAGACUUAUUUCUACUAUUGUUUGGCGAACACUUAGAAAGCAUUUUCCAAACGCUCGAGAAUUCACUAAAUGUUGUGCCGUUUGUGAGGAUUGUGUGAGUGACAAUAAAGUGUUUGAAGUGAUUAAGAGUCAGCAUAAAGAGAUGGCAACUCAACAGAAGCUUAGUUUACCUAAUCUGUUGGCCGAGAGACACCGAUUGGGUUGGGACGACCUCUUGCCUACCUAUCAAUAUUUUGCAUUAAGCAAAAAAUUUCUCAUCUCUUGGAAAAAGUUUGUAAACGAUCCUUCAAAGCACAGUCCGCCGGAUGCUAUUGAAAACUGUGGCCUUUUAUGCGCUCAUCAAAUGUUCUUAUAUCCGAGUGAGACGACUGAGAUUGUUGGCAGUGAUAGCAAAUUUGUGAUCGUAUCGAAAGAGGAAUGGGAUGCACUCAUCGCUCACUAUUCUAAUGACUUUCAAAUUGAAUUUGUGGUCCUCUUCAGUGAAAAUAACGCCAAAUUCAUCGACUCGUUCCCCCCAUAUUGUGAUUCGUGUUUCCAAAGUCUUAUACUGGAAGAGGAAAGGGAAAGACUUACUUAUACUAAUCAAUCUGUUUAUGUGAGAAAAGUUGAGAAAAAUGAGAGCAAUUCGGACGACUCGCACGAAAAGCAAGAGAAUAGUUCCGAUUCUUAUUUUUCUGAAACGGAGAGAUUCAGAGCUCUCAAGGCCUGA
Oppiella nova is the source of this 5583-nucleotide messenger RNA. NCBI's taxonomy places the organism in Eukaryota, Metazoa, Arthropoda, Arachnida, Sarcoptiformes, Oppiidae. The record is from the annotation of a GenBank genome assembly.